GCGCCGCGCGGAGCCGCAGCGAUAACCCCGCGCGGGCGGCGGAGGCCCUGCGGGCAAGGUCCUGCGCGCGGCCGGCCGGGUCCUCGGUGCCCACUUGCCGCCGCCUGGCAGGGGCCAUCCCGCGGCCCUGGGCACCUGGAGCGCCCCUGGAUGGAGCGGCGCGUUCUCCCCGCGGGGACGCAGCGCGGGCGGCGGGCGCGGGGCGCGGGGGGCCCCGGCUGCGCGGCGCUCUGUGCCCUGCUGUUGGCCCAGGUGGCUGUGCAGCAGGCACCUGCGUGCUCCGUGGGACCCGCAGCGGCCUCGCCAGGGAGCCCGAGCGCCUGGCGUCCCCCGGGUUCUGCGGCUCAGCCGGACUGGAUGGAAAAAGGCGAAUAUGACCUGGUGUCUCCCUAUGAGGUUGACCACAAUGGAGACUAUGUGUCCCACGAAAUCACACACCCUCAAAGGAGGAAGAGGGCGCUGGCCCAGCUCGGGGUGGAGUCUCUCCACCUUCGGCUGAAGGGCUUCAGGCACGACUUCCACAUGGAGCUGAAAGCUUCCAGCAACCUGGUGGCUCCCGGAUUUAUCGUGCAGACACUGGGGAAAGGAGGUACUAAGUCCGUGCACACCUUCCCGCCUGAGGAUUUCUGUUUCUAUCAAGGCUCCUUACGAUCCCACAAAAAUUCCUCGGUGGCUCUCUCAACGUGCAGAGGUUUGUCUGGCAUGAUAAGAACACAAGAAGCAGAUUACUUCCUAAAGCCGCUUCCUCCACACCUAGCGGGGAGACUGCAGGACCCCGCCGGGGCUGGGCCCCCCUCCCACAUACUGUACAAGAGAUCAGCAGAAGUGCGGGCUCCGGGGGCUCCCCAGGCUGUCAUGACCGAGAGGGAUCGGGAGCUGGGGAAUCCACACCUGCGAGGCAGCUUCAACCUCCGGCACCCACCAAAGCAGCAUUUCUGUGGAAGACGCAAGAAAUACAUGCCCAAGCCUCCCAAGGAGGACCUCUUCGUCCUGCCUGACGAGUACGCGUCUUGCUUACGGCAUAAGCGCUCUCUGCUGAAGUCCCAUAGGAACAGAGAGCUGAACGUGGAGACGUUGGUGGUCGUCGACAGGAAGAUGAUGCAGAACCACGGCCACGAAAAUAUCACCACCUACGUGCUGACCAUACUCAACAUGGUGUCUGCUUUGUUCAAAGACGGAACGAUAGGAGGAAACAUCAACAUUGCAAUUGUAGGUCUGAUCCUUCUAGAGGAAGAACAGCCCGGGCUCGUGAUAAGCCACCAUGCGGACCACACGUUAAGUAGCUUCUGCCAGUGGCAGUCGGGAUUGAUGAGCAAAGACAGCACGCGCCACGACCAUGCCAUCUUGCUGACGGGUCUGGACAUAUGUUCCUGGAAGAAUGAACCCUGUGACACCUUGGGAUUUGCGCCCAUAAGUGGAAUGUGUAGUAAAUAUCGCAGCUGCACAAUUAAUGAAGAUACGGGUCUUGGACUGGCCUUCACCAUUGCCCAUGAGUCUGGACACAACUUUGGCAUGGUCCAUGAUGGAGAAGGGAACGUGUGCAAAAAGUCUGAGGGCAACAUCAUGUCCCCCACGUUGGCAGGACGCAACGGGGUCUUCUCCUGGUCACCCUGCAGCCGCCAGUACCUGCACAAAUUUUUAAGCACCGCCCAAGCGCUGUGCCUCGCGGAUCAGCCGAAGCCUGUGAAGGAGUACAAGUACCCCGAGAAGUUGCCGGGAGAGUUAUAUGAUGCCAACACUCAGUGCAAGUGGCAGUUUGGAGAGAAAGCCAAGCUCUGCAUGCUGGAUUUUAAAAAGGAUAUCUGUAAAGCCCUGUGGUGCCACCGGAUCGGAAGGAAAUGUGAGACUAAGUUUAUGCCCGCAGCAGAAGGCACUAUUUGUGGGCUUGACAUGUGGUGCCGUGGAGGAGAGUGUGUGAAAUAUGGCGACCAAGGCCCCAAGCCCACCCAUGGUCAUUGGUCAGACUGGUCUUCCUGGUCCCCCUGUUCCAGGACCUGCGGAGGAGGGGUCUCUCACAGAGACCGCCUGUGCACAAAUCCCAAACCAUCGCACGGAGGGAAGUUCUGUGAGGGCUCCACUCGUACCCUGAGGCUCUGCAACCGUCAGCAGUGUCCGCACAAUAGCCUUGACUUCCGCGCACUGCAGUGCGCCGAGUACAAUGGCAAACGGUUCCGAGGAUGGCGCUACACGUGGAAGCCAUACACCCAAGUGGAAGAUCAGCACUUAUGCAAACUCUACUGUAUCGCAGAAGGAUUUGAUUUCUUCUUUUCUUUGUCAAAUAAAGUCAAAGAUGGGACUCCAUGCUCGGAGGAUAGCCGUAAUGUUUGUAUAGAUGGGAUAUGUGAGAGAGUCGGAUGUGACCAUGUCCUUGGGUCCAAUGCUGUAGAAGAUUCCUGUGGUGUGUGCAGGGGCAAUAACUCAGACUGCACGACGCACAAGGGGCUCUAUGCCAAGCACCAUGGCGCCAACCAGUAUUAUCAGAUGGUCACCAUUCCUCCUGGAGCCCGGAGUAUUCGCAUCCACGAGAUAAACGUGUCUACCUCCUACAUCUCUGUGCGCAACGCUCUCAAAAAAUACUACCUGAAUGGACACUGGACGGUCGACUGGCCCGGCCGAUACAAGUUUUCAGGCACCACGUUUGACUACAGACGGUCCUCCCACCAGCCGGAGAGCUUAACCUCGUCUGGGCCAACCAACGAAACACUGGUUGUGGAGCUUCUGUUUCAGGGAAGGAACCCGGGUGUUGCUUGGGAGUACUCGGUGCCUCGGCUGAGCAGGGAAAAGCCUGGCAGCCAGCCUCGCUACACGUGGACCAUCAUCCGCUCCGAGUGCUCCGUGUCAUGCGGUGGGGGGCAGAUGACCACGAGGGCGGGCUGCUACCGAGACCUGAGGUUUCAAGUCAACACAUCGUUCUGUAAUCCCAGCACCAGACCUGUCACGGGGGUGGUGUCUUGCAAAGUAUCUGCCUGUCCUCCCAGUUGGUCGGUGGGCAACUGGAGCACCUGCAGCCGAACGUGCGGUGGGGGCAUUCAGAGCCGGCCCGUCCAGUGCACACGACGGGCCCACUACGUGUUGGAGCGAGUGGCGGCCAUCCUGUGUCCGCAGCCCAUGCCCUCCAGCCGACAGGCCUGCCCCUCUCAGAGCUGCCCGCCCGCCUGGAGCACCGGGCCCUGGGCAGAGUGCUCUCGGACCUGCGGGAAGGGGUGGAGGAAGAGGUCCGUGGCCUGUAAGAGCACCAACCCUUCGGCCAGGGCGCAGCUUCUGCCGGACGCCGUCUGCGGCUCGGAGCCCAAGCCCAGGACUCAUGAAGUCUGUCUGCUCAAGCGCUGCCUCAAGCACAAGAAGCUGCAGUGGCUUGUGUCUGCCUGGACCCAGUGCUCUGUUACGUGCGAAAGAGGAACACAGAAGAGAUUCUUGAGGUGUGCUGAAAAGCACGUUUCUGGGAAAUACCGAGAGCUGGCCUCCAAGAAGUGCUUGCACCUGCCGCGGCCCGCUGUGGAACUGGAACGCGCCUGCGCCCCACUUCCCUGCCCCAGGCCCCCCCUGCACACAGCUGCAGGCCCCCCUCGAGCCAGCUGGUUUGCCUCGCCCUGGUCUCAGUUACGGGUGGACACAGGGAGACAAGACCCUUCUUGCUGACACUGCUGGAUAAGGGCCACAGCACAUGCCACCCGAGUCGAGGGCGUUUCUAUUUGUAAGCCAUUAAAUUUGUACAAAAACUCACAGCUGCGAUUAUGUUUAUUUAGAGCAGAGGUUGUAAUGAUGAGGCCCUCGAGGGCUGUAGUCUCUCAUCCUGACCUGAGACCUUGGUCUCGGGGACAGUGGGGAGCGCCCCGGUGGGGAGCAGCUGCAGACUUGGAGAGAGAGCACCCCGCCCCCCAGGCCCCAGGAAGGAGACAAAAAGGGAGAAGCGUUCAUGGGUCUCCCCGGAGGGGAGAGAUGUCAUCACAGUGGGACAAGGAAGGUAUGAGACCUCAGACUCUCAGGAAUAAAAGUGGAUUUGUUUACUAGCUGUUCCUGAGUUCGGGAGCUGAGCCUGCCCUGCAAGAACCCCUUGGCACUCGUGGGUCCCGUGAAGGGGGGGGGGCAUGAAUAGAGCCUUUGAAUAGAGCCAGCCAACCAUCAGCCAGGAGCUCAGAGCAGCAGGCAUCCCCAGCCUUUUGCCGUCGGGCCAGAGACACACAGUCAUCCCUGUAAUUUAAAAGAAACCCAGAGGCAGACAUUAUUUUGAAAAUGUAUCUCUUUGGAUUUCUGAUAAUGACUAAGAGUGAUGAUCAGUUUUCCCCAGUCACCUCUUCAGAGCAAAUGCAGCGCCUUUGGUGCGGGAUGUCCAACAAAGCACGGGGAUUGUUCCUGAGACAGACGAAGUCCAGAAGGGAGAGCGUUUUCAGGAUUUCAGUGUUCUGGAAAAUGUGCGCUUAGCAGGUCGCCGCUCAGACCCCCGGGGAGUCUGAGACUGGCACACCCACAGGGGUCGACUCCGAGGGCGUCAGCACGGAGGGCUCCCAGGAGGUGCCGUCACAUUCGACAAGGUUGUUGAAUCCUGGGAUGGCAAGAAGACCCAGUUUGCUGACCUCGGGGUGGGGGGGACGCUCCCCCUGGACCACAGCUGAUCCCCCCUAGUCGGGCAGUCUUGGAAAGGGCCCUGCCUUAGCUGUGCCUGGCCUCAGGCCUUGGAUGAGGGAGGCAGGCAUGUGGAGUUGAAGGAUGAGAGGCAAAGCAGGGGCCCAAGGACCUGGAAGAGGCUGGUGUUCGUGGAGGGAGCAGCCCGGGGAUGUUCUUCAGAGGGUGAUGCUCCUCCUUCACCUCCUGCGCCCCCGCACGGGGGGCUGGAACUGCCUCACUGCCCCCUCAGCAGAAAGACCCAGAAUUGCCCACCGGCAGGCCAUCCUUUGCCCCCGGCGAGUGUGGGCCUCAGCAGGAGACACAGACCGUAAAGAAAAACGUUUGCGAAUGUUGCCGAGCUCCGGUGGUGGCCCUACCAGGGCUGAAGGCAAGAAGAGGCUCCCCUCGAGGAGGGGCACCGGGUCCUCCCUUGUCUGCAGCAGGGACACCCGGGCAGAAGUAAGCAGGUUGGGGGUGGGGGUGGGAGGCAGUCCACGAGGCUGCCAGGUGACAGUGACACAGGAAGUCUCGGCCCCUUUAUGAGAGGGCCGGCUCCCCUGAUCGCACACUGGCCCUGUGCACACUCUACUCGGACUUAGAUGUGGCCGGACUUGGCUCUGAAAACUAAAAGACGAGAGGAAAAAGUAAUUGCCGACGCAGCUCUGGUCAGCUAGAGGGUGGCUCUGCGAGCCUGGCCCGGCCUCCAGCUGAAGCGCUGUGCGGAGAAAUGCAGGAUCUCAGGUCCCACCCCGGCUGCCGAAGCUACAGGUUUGGGAUGGGCCCAGCAGGUGGCUGGCCUGCACGUCGGCUUCGAGAGCCGCUGACCUGGGCUGGAGCUAUCAGCCAUGGGGCCUGGAUGGAUGGCCCUGGCACUCGUCCCCGCGUGUAGGUCGAGGGACAAGGGCAGUCCCCCGUCUCUGCAGCACAUUGCCCCCCUGCAUCCUGCCAUGCACAGGAAGAAUUACCCAAAAUGCUCACAUUAAACCCCAUCAAGUUAAAGAAGAUGCCAUCGGCUUUGACUUCCAGAUCCAAUCCCAGAGUCUCUCUUCACAAAGCGUGAAGGAUCGCAGUUCGAGUAGGGACAGGAAAUCCUGGGGACGGGCGACUCCCUUGCGUCCAGCACUCGGCAUCCAGUGCCUAGAUCGGCCCCUGGUACGUGGGAGGGAGUGAUUCAGGUUGUGAAUAAAUGAGUCUGUGACAAAAAGAGUCAAAUCACUUCUUCAUGAUUUUAAGUGGUGCAAAAUGAUGGCUAGAUCUCUUGUGUUCAACUGAGACACGUCGUUAGCAAGACUGGACUUCGGCCCCGGCUGAGGCCAAUGCCAGGAGCUCUGCCGAUGGCAGAGAGGUCGUGGACGCGAACAGAUGCAGAUGUGAUGCGGGCGAAGCCGUGAGCCCUGGGCCAGUUCCUCAAGCUCUCGGUGGGGCCAUAGCUGGGAGGGGCUCGGAGGGCCAAGUGCAAAGCUGGAAACAUGCUGCGGCGGCCUGCUCGGAGAGGUGCAGUAGGCAGGGGGCAACAUGGGGCUCCAUCAUGGAUGAGGCUGCUAAUUCCGACGCCAGACGCGGAUCUGCCCACACCGUUCUUCUUUUUCUGAUUGCUGCAGUCAUUUAUUGAACCUGAGUUAUUGACGACUUUCACCGAAGUCGGGCUUGAAGAGAAAGGGCUGGGCCUCACGGAAACGUUCCAGACCCACGUGCAUAUCAGCGGGAGCCCUGCGUCUUCACCUCCGGGGACCCUGCUCACAGCGGGUCCUGGGAAAGAAGCAGGAGAGCAGCGGGCUUUUCCCUUGCAGGCUGACCUCAGCUGUGGAAAGCCAGCCCAGGGCGGGCUAAGUGCACUUGCUCGAAGGGGGGUCUGGCGUGCCGUCUUGUACAUUUUGGCAACCAGCCUGUGCCGUGGACAUACCGGUUCUGCACAGAUCUAUCCUUGCAUUUUACAGGAUUUAGCGUCCCCAGCACGCUCCAGACGACUGCAAUGUUAUCUGACCCCCUCUUCUUGCAGGUGCUCCUUAAUUGCCUACAUUCUUGACAUUUUUGAACGAGGAGCCUUUUUGGAACACAAUUUACGUAAUUCAGUGAAGACUUCAAGUAGCUCUCUGGACAGAUUCACUGCUUGCUGGUUGGGGCUCCUCCGUCUCUCUGAUGUCUUGCCCACCAUCCAGCUCAGAUGGACCCGCGCACAUAGUCUGUAGGCUGUGCGCCUGGCAGCUGGGGGAGGAUGACCUAGCCGUGCGGCUCAUCCGUGCCCUGGUUCCAGUGUGCUAGAUUGCCUUAGAAUACCAGGGCCUAUGUGUUCCAGAGCCAUGCCCAAUGGGAGGAUGCCAGCGAGCCCAGGCUCCUGGUGUGGCCACCUCCAUGCAGGCAUCCAGACUCCGGGAACUUGGGGUCUAGAAGGGACUUCGUUUCAUCGUGCCUCUGUGGAAGUUGGCUUGUCAAGGUUUUCCCUGGCAAGAGUCCCAGAAAAGGUGCCUGAGUGAUGGCCUUCCACGAAGGGCAUUGUUUCUGGUUCUAGCCCCAGAGCCCAGUAGACCCGGGGAACGAUCCUGGUACCCCCAGAUAUGCUCCAGUUUCCUUGUGUUCAGCAGACACGGACCACUCAAAAGCAUGUUAGACCUCCAGUACUUGCCCCCUCUGUCCACACCUGGGAUUAAUCCGGAAUCUGGUCCUCUUCCCCACAAUCACUGAGGAGUCUGGGUGGAGGGGAGGAGAGGGUGCCCCGGGCCCCGGGGGCCCCGGAUGACCGCUGUGCAUGUGUUUCUCCCAGUGCACGGCCAGCUGUGGGGGCGGCGUGCAGACCAGGGCCGUGCAGUGCCUGGCGGGGGGCCGGCCGGCCUUGGGCUGCUUCGUUCACCAGAAGCCCACCGCCUCCCUGGCCUGCAACACCCACUUCUGCCCCAUCGCAGAGA
Mirounga angustirostris (Northern elephant seal) is the source of this 7508-nucleotide messenger RNA. RefSeq names its product ADAM metallopeptidase with thrombospondin type 1 motif 16 (gene ADAMTS16). Gene Ontology annotation, cellular component: extracellular matrix. The record is from RefSeq and is a predicted model, not a curated record. Bases 151 to 3639 code for a protein of 1162 amino acids. Gene Ontology annotation, molecular function: metalloendopeptidase activity. Gene Ontology annotation, biological process: proteolysis; extracellular matrix organization. The transcript has 22 exons. NCBI's taxonomy places the organism in Eukaryota, Metazoa, Chordata, Mammalia, Carnivora, Phocidae.